Euleptes europaea (tarantolino) is the source of this 1374-nucleotide messenger RNA. It is a transcript of the gene DAPK3, whose product is annotated as death associated protein kinase 3. The record is from RefSeq and is a predicted model, not a curated record. Gene Ontology annotation, biological process: intracellular signal transduction; protein phosphorylation; positive regulation of apoptotic process. The coding region runs from base 4 to 1374 and encodes 456 amino acids. Gene Ontology annotation, molecular function: ATP binding; protein serine/threonine kinase activity. The transcript has 8 exons. Gene Ontology annotation, cellular component: nucleus; cytoplasm. NCBI's taxonomy places the organism in Eukaryota, Metazoa, Chordata, Lepidosauria, Squamata, Sphaerodactylidae.
ACCAUGUCCACCUUCCGCCAGGAAAAUGUGGAAGACCAUUACGAGAUGGGGGAAGAGCUGGGAAGCGGCCAGUUUGCGAUUGUGCGGAAAUGCCGGGAGAAGAAGAGUGGGCUAGAAUACGCAGCCAAGUUCAUCAAGAAGCGGCGCCUCUCCUCCAGCCGCCGCGGGGUGAGCCGCGAAGAGAUCGAGCGGGAGGUGAACAUCCUGCGGGAGAUCCAGCACCCCAAUAUCAUCACCCUCCACGAUAUCUUUGAGAACAAGACCGAUGUGGUGUUGAUCCUGGAGCUGGUCUCGGGAGGGGAGCUCUUCGAUUUCCUGGCCGAGAAGGAGUCGCUGACGGAGGAAGAGGCCACUCAGUUCCUCAAGCAGAUCCUGGACGGGGUUUAUUACCUGCAUUCCAAACGCAUCGCCCACUUUGACCUCAAGCCUGAAAAUAUCAUGCUGCUCGACAAAAACGUCCCCAGCCCUCGGAUCAAGCUGAUUGACUUCGGGAUUGCUCACAAGAUUGAAGCAGGAAAUGAGUUCAAAAACAUUUUUGGCACCCCAGAAUUUGUAGCUCCAGAAAUAGUGAACUAUGAACCACUGGGCUUGGAAGCCGACAUGUGGAGCAUCGGGGUCAUCACGUACAUCCUCCUGAGCGGGGCCUCCCCGUUCCUGGGCGAAACGAAGCAGGAGACCUUGACCAACAUCUCCGCGGUCAACUACGACUUCGACGAGGAGUACUUCAGCAACACCAGCGAGCUGGCCAAGGACUUUAUUCGGCGCCUGCUGGUCAAGGACCCCAAGAAGCGGAUGACGAUUGACCAAAGCCUAGAGCACCCGUGGAUUAAGGUGAUCAAGAGGCGGAACGUCCGUAAUGAAGAAAAUAGCAAGAAGCCAGAGCGGCGACGCCUCAAGACAACACGGCUCAAAGAGUACACCAUCAAGUCCCACUCGAGCAUGCCUCCCAACAAUACCUACAUCAACUUCGAGCGCUUCUCCAAGGUCAUGGAGGAGGUAACGGCAGCCGAGGAGAGCUUGCGUGAGCUGCAGCGGAGCAAGAAGUCCUUCCGGGAGGACAUUGAGGCCCUGCGCUCUAUCUACGAGGAGAAAGAGUCGUGGUACAAAGAAGAGAAUGAGGCCAUUGGCCAGGACCUCCGGCAGAUCCGGCAGGACAUGCAGAAGACGGAGGCCCUCAAGCGGCAGGCCCAGGAGGAGGCCAGGAACACCUCGUUGGCGGCCAACGGCCUGAAGAGGCGUUACCGGAAGCUGGAGAACCGCUACGAGGCCUUGGCCAAGCAGGUGGCUUCAGAGAUGAAGUUUGUGCAAGAGCUGGUGCGUGCCAUCGAGCUGGAAAAGCUGCAGGGCGGAGAAGAUGACUGCGGGAUUCGCUAA